Molecule: messenger RNA, 5574 nt
Organism: Boleophthalmus pectinirostris (great blue-spotted mudskipper)
Lineage: Eukaryota; Metazoa; Chordata; Actinopteri; Gobiiformes; Gobiidae
Gene: ttll5
Product: tubulin tyrosine ligase-like family, member 5
Exons: 32
Coding region: 225-4013 (1262 amino acids)
Biological process (GO): protein polyglutamylation; microtubule cytoskeleton organization
Cellular component (GO): cilium
Molecular function (GO): tubulin binding; tubulin-glutamic acid ligase activity
Source: RefSeq, a predicted model, not a curated record
AUUAACUGUGAUGAUUACCUGCAAAACCACUGCUAGCAAGUAGCAAGCGCUAAAAAUAAGGGAACUACUGCUUGCUAUUAUAUGUUUGCUCAUAUAGAAAUGCUAUGUACGUUGGUCGAAUGAUUGUGUCAUCAUUAGAUGUCCAAUUUCCAAGAAGCCGGAUGCCGGAGGAAAGCUCUAUUUCUUGAGCAUUUCACCUUUUCCCGUCUCCUUUUCACUGCGAAAUGCCAGCUGUCACCCGGGAUCAGGAGGACUCUGAAUCGUCCUCAGAUGAUGAGCACGAAGAGCUUCACUGCAUUGCCUGGAGUGGCACCAGCAAGACGAUUCCCAUUCUCAUGUUUUUCCCUGAAGCCAUUGUUUCAAAAGAUGACAGAAUUUGCUCAAUUGGAGAUCGCUACAAGAUGGCCUUUAAGAUAGUGCGUACAGAGAGCCGCCUGGUCCGAGGAUUACUCACCAAUCAUGGAUUCCAUGAGGUGCACCCAAAUAGUAAUGACUUCAACCUCAUGUGGACUGGAUCUCACCUAAAGCCUUACAUCCUCCGCGGCCUCCAAGACUUCCAGAAGGUCAACCACUUUCCAAGAUCGUACGAAUUGACACGCAAGGAUCGCCUUUAUAAAAAUAUCCAACGGAUGCAGCAGGCCCAUGGUUUCAAAAACUUCCAUAUUGUUCCUCAAACAUUUGUGCUUCCAUCUGAGUAUCAGGAUUUCUGUAGCUAUUUUGCGAAGGACAAGGGACCAUGGAUCAUCAAGCCUGUAGCAUCCUCAAGAGGACGAGGCAUUUAUUUAGUUAGCAAUCCAAACCAGAUUUCAAUGGAUGAAAACAUCUUGGUCUCCCGUUAUAUACACAACCCUUUGCUUAUAGAUGAUUUUAAGUUUGAUAUGCGCUUAUAUGUACUCGUGACUUCAUAUGAUCCACUAUUGAUAUAUGUUUACGAGGAAGGCCUGGCAAGAUUUGCCACUGUAAAGUAUGACCGCACAUCCAAAAACAUCAAAAACAACUUUAUGCAUCUUACAAACUACAGCGUGAACAAAAAGAGCAGCGAUUAUGUCAGCUGUGACGACCCUGAAGUGGAGGAUUAUGGGAACAAAUGGAGUAUGAGUGCUGUGUUGCGCUAUUUGAAGCAGGAAGGGAAGGACACAACGCUGCUGAUGCAGCAGGUGGAAGAUCUCAUUAUCAAGGCCUUGCUGAGUGCGGAGCCACAGAUCUCUGCUGCCUGUAAGAUGUUCGUGCCCCAUAAGACAAACUGCUUUGAACUGUAUGGCUUUGACGUCCUUAUUGAUGCCAAACUCAAACCAUGGUUAUUAGAAGUCAACCUUUCCCCCUCGCUGGCAUGUGAUGCGCCUCUGGAUCUGAAGAUAAAGGCCAGCAUGAUUGCAGACAUGUUUUCACUUGUGGGCUUGGUGUGCCAGGACCCCCUUUCCAGACAACCCCGCGCUGAGCGGGUCACACUGGACUCCAGCCUGAAGCAUCUGGCUCCACAAGCACAGAGACCACAGAAAACUACUGCACACUCUGUAGUGCGACAGAGACAUUUAUUGUCCAGUAACUCUGAAACAGACGGGCUAAAAGGCCAAAGUGACAGCACUUUGAAUCUUACAGCUGAAGAGGUCAGAGUGCUGAGGAGAAUAAAAGAGGAAUAUGAGAGACGUGGAGGGUUCAUAAGAAUCUUCCCCACUGCUGAAACGUGGGAGCUCUACAGUGGAUAUCUGGAGUCCAAGACAUCACUGAACUCCAUGUUGGCGCACAGACUUUUCCAUGGAAGGACUGUGCAGCUGCACGUGGAUGUGCUGUGCAGUUCUCAUGUGGUGCAGUACGAGAGGAAGCUACAGUCUCUGGAGGCUCGUAAGAGACACCUGCACCACCGCUCUCACCACUCGUCCAACAGGAAAUCUGGGAAGGAAUCCAAGGGCUUUCCAACAGAAAGCAGCAGUCAGGAGGGAGGCGAGGUGAAUGGGCAGUGUGAGCCAAGCGCACACAUGGUGGGAGAGUACAGAGGUCAGGUGGUCACAGCGCUGCCGUUGGACGCUCUCCACAGUAAAGCAGUGUCCAGCUCAGAGGCAGCAACGUGGGACGGCAGACCCAGAGUCAACCUGCUUCACAUCCUUCAGCAGGGCUGGGACCUGAGUAAAGUACAGGCCCGACUGGCUUUUUCUUCCUACCUCCAUCGAGUCCAGCAAAGACUUUUGGCUGAGAGCAGAGCCAACACCAUUCCAGCUUGGCCAGACAAGGACAAUGACCAAAUGGAAUUGGUGAUACGAUUCCUAAAGAAAGCUGCCAGUAACCUUCAGCAGGACAUAAAGGUGGGUUUGCCCAGUCGCCAGCUCCCACUUCAAGACCGCAGACGCAUCCUGUCCCAGCAGCUUGGGGAGUUCAUUCACCAUUACAACAAGGAAACAGAUCAUAUGGUGAAAAAACAAGAAGGUAGUAAAGAGGAGCGCCGCAUUAACGACAUUGUAUUUCAAGAGUACAUCGGUGCAGCGAGCGAAAAUGAUCUGGAAGAAGUAUUGACGUUCUACACACAAAAGAAUAAAUCAGCAACCAUCUUUCUUGGAUCUAACGUUUGCAGCCUAAGCAAAGACAUGUCUACAGAAAUGUUCCAGAAUGUUUCGGGAGAGCCAGGCAACUGUGGUGAUUCAAGAAGUAAGCCUUCUCAGCCUUUGUCCAAAGACGAUUCCAGCACUUCUGAGUCCUCACUCUCAGCAGGAAAAGUCAGCAGUGACCCAGACACCAAGGUUUCUGUAAAUCAGCUUUCAGAUCAAUGUGCGGCAGCCAAGUGUGGGAAUAACACCCAGCCAGACGUCCAGGCUUCGCAGCACCGCUCCAACUUCCCUGCAACUUUAGACUGCACCUUUGUCCACCCAUCAUCCACCCUGCCCCUCCACUGUCCUCCUCCGCCUCCUCCCCAGCAGCCCCCCUCCUACACCCAGUCUCUGGCCAAGUCGCAAUUCUGUCAGGCCGACACUGACCCUCCCGAAUAUAGCUCCUCACCUGUGCUCACGCAGCCGAGAGUGUGGACAGCUGCUACGACUAGACCAUCAACCCAGGGUCUAAGGAGAGUAACCUCAUUCACCUCGCCUAUGUCCACCUCCUCCAUCCCCAGUGCCACUCAUAUCUACAGCCAGAAGCUCUCCAGGCCCACCUCUGCAGGCCAAGUGGUAUGGAGGAGUAGUUCCAGUAAGCUCAAGUCUAACUCAGUGGGCACCUUUAAGGAACUAAACGCCCUGUCAGCCCAGGCCCAGUCCAACCAGCAGGCCUUCAUCAGCGCUCUGCAGAGACUGGCCGAUAAGCAGGUGGUACGCCAGUAUGCCAGCUCCAACCACAUCAACCUGCUGACACAACAUCUGAGCAAUCUCAACCUUGCCAACAACAUGCUGAGGAAAGGCAGUUUGACGCUCACUCCAAAAGCCUGGCACACUACAGCUCCAACCCCAGUACCCGUGAGGGCCCUCCACUCUAGACCAGAACUCUACUCCAACAAGAGGCCGGUGAAGGAUGAGGUGGAUGCCUGGGCCUCUCCGUUUCAGAGGGCCUACAGUGUGGUGACAGGGGUGAGCCCACAGCACAACUACCAGCCCACACAGGGGAGCUACCAGCUCCAGUACGCCAUCCAGCAACUGCAGGGGCAAAGACUCAAGUCACAGCAGCUGCUGGAGCAGAGCCAGAGUAGACAGCAGGAUCAGUCUUCAAACCCAUCAAGUGUCCAGACCUUUACCAAAUCCUCCAGCUGUCCUCCUGCCAGUCUCCAUCCCCGCUCCAACCCCACUGCUGUCAGCCUCAUUCAGACCAAUGCAAGUCCUCUCCACGUCCCCAAGCCUCCUAAGAGCGGCAGAUCUGAAGCCCAGGGCAGGAAAACCACAGCAAAGCGUCUCAUUAAGCACUCCUCUUCUGCAGAGAUUUCAACCACUGGUCCAAUAACCAACGGCCAGAGAAUAGUGUACGAAGCAAUAUGCGGUAAAUCAGGUCUCUCCAUGUACCGCAAAGUGUUUCCGGGCCAGGAGCCGAGCCACAGAUGACACGAAGACUGCGACUUGAGACCUGGUCCACCAUUGUGCCGCCAUGACAGGUGUUUCUGCAUGUAACAACAGACUAGACAACAACCAGCAUCCGCCAACAUUCUAUUUAUUCGUUUUACUAUAUGGCAACAGAUAUGUGAGAGGACGGUGCGUGUAGCCAGCCUUGCAGCAGACUGGGAUUUUGUUGCGUGUCUUAUGAGAUGGCCUUUUCAGCGCGUUUCAAACUCCCCCUGCCCCCAGCUACAUUUAAGAGCGGCUGCCUGCUUUCAUUCUCUCCAUACUAGCAGUGCCAUAGAAAGAUUGCACUGAUAGAUAGCCUUCAGCAGAUGCUUCUCCGUGUCUCUGUCGGCAUUUUAACAGCAGGAUGCAGUGUUCUGUACUGAACUCAAAGCAGUGGCAUUAUAACAUAUUUACAUUUAGAGGGCAGAAUUUCACUUCAGUAGUUGAGCGAAGUCAUCCAGAGGUUGCCUGAUCAAUUUCACAUCUAUACCCUGAACCACCAGGACAUGCAGGGAGGAUGAUUCUGUCAUAUGUGGCUAAGAACACUUCUGUUCUGAUGUCAAUGCUUUGGCUUUAAAUGUCUAUUCAAUAUCAGCCAAUACUAGAGCAGAGACUGAAAAUAUAAUUUAUUUCCUUUAAACACAAACAGUGUAUGGUGAAAAAUGAGUCAAAUGUAUUUUGUAACUGUUAUUUAUCAUUAUCAAGUAAUUAGAGCAGCUUUUAUGAGACAUUUUGGGCCAACAUUGACCAGUAAAUCAUCUUAUUACACCAGUUUAAAGACCAAAGUGGAAUAUCAGCUGCAUAUCUUGGAAGCCGAUACCUCAUCCACCCAAUUUUCCAAUAUCAGCGCAGAUAUCCAAUACUGGUGUCUGUAUUGUAUCGGUGUAUCCCUAACAUGUUGUAGCCAGAAAGUGCGGCCACACUGGAGUACUUAUUUGUUGCUAGAGAAUGUGUGAAAGGCACAUCCUGACCAUGUUUUUUAGCUUUAAGAAAACUUCAGUAAAGUCAGAUAUGCCUUUUUGCUCUACACAGUUAUGAAUGUGUAACACACAUAAGGUCCAGGGAGGUAUCAUAGUUUAAACGUUUACAAAGUUUUAUAUAAAGAAAGCAUUAUAUUCUUGAAUGUGAAUGUUUUUGUGAAAUGUGGUCAUAGGACCAAAUUGUUGUACAUUUAUUUUUGUUUUUGUGCUGUUUUAAGUAUUAAUUGAUCAUGUACUUUUGGUGACAUUAUUGGCUCCAAGCUAAAGCAUAGUGCACUGACUCUGCACAAAGCGAGGAGAGUACUGCUUGGGACCAUAAAAAUAGCUGACUCAGGGCCUUUUAAUGGAAAAAUGUGUCUAUGUUACUUAUUGGUGGCACAUGUUACUUGAAUAUUACUUAAAGUUUAAGCAUGAAUACCACUUAUGACAUAUCUGUUGUAAUCUGUGCUGUAUAAUGCUUUUUAAAUGCUACUGUACUUAAUAUGUGACAUAAGUCUUACUGCAAAAUAGUAUGAAAAAGUAGCGGUAGUUGUACUCAAUAAUACCAAGUAAAAAGUAUUGAAUGUUGAGUUUACUUAAGU